AUCUUAUUAAAGCACCCCAGCGGCAGAGCUCGGCUUCAGCACACGCGAAACCCCGGCCCUCUCUCUCCCUGCUCUGCUCUCUUCUUUCGCCACCGCCUCCGGCGCCAAUCUCAGGCGAAAAGCUCAGCACGCAACUGCUACACAGGAGGAUGGAGGUGGAGAUGCAGCUGGACGACGACCUCUUCUUCGCGGAGCUCAGCAAGCGGAUAACGGUCCUCAUUGCCGACGAGGACGACGCCGACUUCGUCGUCGCUGCCGCCACCGCCGCCGCCGUGCAGUUCCCCGACGCCAUGCACCUUCCGCCGGGUUUCUCUAUGUCGCCCCAUGUGCCAUCGAUGUUGGCGCCACCGACCUACACGCUGUUCCACCACGCCGCCAGCUACGGCGCCGCCACCAUCGCGAACAGCGCCGGCGAUGCUGGCAGAACGUGGCAGCAACCGCCGCAGCAGCAGCAGUGCGGCAGCAAGGGCACCGGCGUGUUCAUCCCGCGGUCCACGCCCGGCGGCGCGCACUCCAAGCGCAAGGGCAGGAACUGGAGCGGCUCCAAGGCGCAGGCGAAGGCCCAAGGCGUCGUCGCGGCGGGCACGCCCGUCAAGAGACGCGCCUGACUCAGAGAAUCUGUUCUAAGAAGAGCUGGUCGGUCGCCGCUGAUGGAUAGCCUGCGCAGCGUACGCGGGACCUACUUGUCGCUCGUCGGCAAGGCCGUGGCCCGGUGCAAGUUGCACCACCACACGUAGCCGGCGCAAGUGCAGAGCGAAACGUGCACACAGAAACAGAACGGGCAUAGCAGCGGCGACUGGCCUCCGACGGCUGCCCCUACACACACCCAGCCCAGUGGGAGGAUCAGUAUUCAGGAGCAGGUGGACGUGGAGCGCGCCCGGCCUCCGGGUGGUUCAUCCAAUCCACCGCCAGUGGCGCACCAAAAUGUUGGCGUGUCUAUUAAGAAAGAUUUUAUCUCAAGACAUAAACAAGAAUUGAUGAUUAUAAUACAUGAGAAAGUAAUUUAAUAAAAACAUAUAUUCGCACUAUAUUCAUAAGCUAAAUUGUAGGGCAGAUGCACCAUGGACGGGAUGCUUCUAAUAUUAAACAAAAUUCCCGCC
Molecule: messenger RNA, 1100 nt
Organism: Lolium perenne
Lineage: Eukaryota; Viridiplantae; Streptophyta; Magnoliopsida; Poales; Poaceae
Source: RefSeq, a predicted model, not a curated record